Messenger RNA from Histoplasma capsulatum G186AR, 537 nucleotides. RefSeq lists its product as uncharacterized. The record is from RefSeq and is a predicted model, not a curated record. NCBI's taxonomy places the organism in Eukaryota, Fungi, Ascomycota, Eurotiomycetes, Onygenales, Ajellomycetaceae. The coding region runs from base 1 to 537 and encodes 178 amino acids. The transcript has 5 exons.
AUGCACCAGAUAACUGUGCCGACGAAGGAAACUGGCACGAGUCGAUCCGAAAACGCAGCGGGGCUCUCGGCCAAGGGAGAGAUACGAAUUGAGAAUGGCUCAAGGGAGAUAGAAGCGGACGAGCGAUGCCAUAAAGUUUCUGGCGGGUGGAGUGAGGGAAAAGUGAAACAACAACGGUUGCAACAGGAGUAUCCAGACUUAGGCAAACAGACGCCGAGGAUGGUUGACGUUGAAGAGGUGAGGUUGGGGACGAGGGAGCAAAGAGGGAGAGAGCGAGAAAGGAGAUGUGGAAGGGGCAAGGAGCACCACCAGCAGCAGCAGCAGGAGCAGCGAUGUUUGCUGAGCUGGGCCAACGUCUGGGAACGCGAAGUUUACCCCGGAGCCCAAUCUACUUCCCUAGAGGAGGAGAUGUCCUAUACGGUAUACGGUGUCCCUUUCACGAAUUCACAAAAUACUGGCACAGAAAUCAAAGCCUGUCUGAAAUCUAACACCCAGAGAGCAGAAGAGGGUUCCGUCACAGAUGCGUUUGGGCGCUGA